AUGUCUGGUCUCGAAGCUAUCGCAAUUCUGGGAUUUGCCCUUCAAGUCGUCGAUACUACCGUCAGGGUCAUUGAUCUAUGGAAGGCGACAAAUGAAGUCGGACAGGAAGUCAUCAUAAUAAAAGCCAGACUCGACAUGAUUCGCGCCCGUCUCAAGACCUGGUCACUCGGCUGGGGGCGACUAACGGAAGAUGACCUCAAGAAGAGUCCACGCUUCAAUGAAUUCGGAAUUCUGGCUCUGAGAUAUGUCUUGAUAAUCCAGUAUCGUCUCACGGCACUGGAGGAUUUCGACAAAAAAUAUCCCUCGUUGUUUCGAAAUGAUCGCGUUCUAGAGGGACAGCCUCGCUCGGCUGACCGCGGCCUUCAACUUGCUUUAAUUGCUCAAACGGAGAAGCCGAAAGCUAGAGAUCUGGAGCUACUUCAGGAGGAGGUAUCUUCUAUAAACCAUGCCAACAUAAUUCAGCGAUGGAGAUGGGCGCGGAAGGGGGGAGAGGGUAUGAAGAUGACAGACCAAAUUGCCGUAUUAGUUGGAGAGCUCGAAGAUUUCUUUAUACCCCCACCUGGCGACCAGAUAGAGUCAGUUGACUUUGAUCCAAAACAGCCACCGGUUCAAGGUUCUGAAGAGGAUGGAGCUCUCAAAGUAGUGCAGGGUAUCGCUACCUUCAAGGGAGCCGCCAAAGAGAUGACAAACCGAAUCGACACCAUGUACCAACGAGAAUUACUACGAAGCCACCGAGGAAUCAAAAACGAGAAGAAACUAGACAACACAAAUGAACACUCCACCACGCGCAGUCUUGCACAUUUCAAGUCUCGCAACAUCAACAACACACCUGUGAUGAUCGAGUGGAUCACCGUACCAAGCAGCUUAUCUGCUGAAAUCAAGGAGGCUUCCCAAAACCAGAUACACGACCUCGCUUUACUACUACACUCAGAAAAGAAGCCUCAAGAGUUCAGGACUCUAGAGUGCAUAGCCAUGGUCGAUAUGCCCGUCGCAGAAGAAGAGGACGCGCAAUACGGUUUGGUGUUCAAGCUUGAGGAGGGGCAGCAGGUUUAUACGCUUCUGGAGCUGCUGAGCAGGGACGGCUCUACGCCCAAGUCUCUCACUGAACGGUUGAAACUUGUCAAGCUGCUUUCCAAAACACUGCUGUUUCUUCAUUUAGGAUCGUGGCUGCAUAAAGGUAUACGGAGCGAUAAUGUCCUAUUUCUGAGUAGCGACAUAUCGAGUGUUGAUCUUGGCGCGGCAUACAUUGGUGGUUUCGACUACAGUAGGCUGUUUCGCGAGACGAGACUGACUCAAAAUGUUGGGGACAAUCGAUAUCAAAAUCUGUACCGGCACCCUGACCAUCAAGGCCUUCCAGUGCAGGAGAAUGGCGAGUCAGCUGACAGACCGCCUUUCUCAUACAAAGCCGACCUGUACAGUCUUGGUGUCGUGCUUGUGGAGAUUGGUCUGUGGUCGCCGGUCAUCAAGCUUUUAGACGCUCGGGGGACUCAAGACGAAGACAAAAGUGUGAAGGAGGCAAUACUUGAUAAAAUUCCUGAGGUCAGGAUGAGGAUGGGUGAUGCUUUCGCUGACGCAGCCUCGGCGUGCUUGAGGAGUGACUUUGAAAAUGGCGAGGCUGGACAGCCAGAGAGUGUUCAAGAGGCUUUUUAUCUAUCUGUAGUGAGGCUGUUGGAGCGUUGCUACCUAUGA
Fusarium verticillioides 7600 is the source of this 1689-nucleotide messenger RNA. RefSeq lists its product as hypothetical. The record is from RefSeq and is a predicted model, not a curated record. Gene Ontology annotation, molecular function: ATP binding; protein kinase activity. The coding region runs from base 1 to 1689 and encodes 562 amino acids. Gene Ontology annotation, biological process: protein phosphorylation. Lineage: Eukaryota; Fungi; Ascomycota; Sordariomycetes; Hypocreales; Nectriaceae. The transcript has a single exon.